CAAAACUCAAAGUUUUCUUUUCUUAGUUUGUGUUUAAACAAAAUUUGUUUGAAUGAUACUUACAUUUAACCAAUUUAAAAAUCUUUUACGUUCAUAUUAAUUAGUAAGCAUGUCUGUUACGUUGCAUACAGAUGUUGGUGAUAUAAAAAUCGAAUUAUUCUGCGAGCAGUGUCCAAGAACAUGUGAAAAUUUUCUGGCACUUUGUGCAAGCGAUUAUUACAACGGUUGUUUAUUUCAUCGAAAUAUAAAGGGAUUUAUAGUUCAAACCGGUGAUCCUUCGGGAUCAGGCAAAGGAGGGACCUCUAUCUGGGGUAAAAAAUUUGAAGAUGAAUUCAGAGAAGAUUUAAAGCACAAUGCAAGAGGGAUGGUGAGCAUGGCAAACAACGGUCCAAAUACCAAUGGCAGUCAGUUUUUCAUUACCUAUGGGGAGCAACCACAUUUGGACUUGAAAUACACAUUGUUUGGAAGGGUCUUAGAUGGAUUUGAAGCUCUUGAUGACUUAGAGAAGAUGGCAGUAAACCCGAAAACAUACAAGCCACUUAACGAUGCCAAAAUCACAUCAGUUACAAUACACGCAAAUCCUUUGGCUGGUUAAACAAU
This is a messenger RNA of Cydia splendana, 600 nucleotides long. RefSeq names its product peptidyl-prolyl cis-trans isomerase-like 3. The transcript has 4 exons. The record is from RefSeq and is a predicted model, not a curated record. Gene Ontology annotation, biological process: protein peptidyl-prolyl isomerization; protein folding. The coding region runs from base 110 to 595 and encodes 161 amino acids. NCBI's taxonomy places the organism in Eukaryota, Metazoa, Arthropoda, Insecta, Lepidoptera, Tortricidae. Gene Ontology annotation, cellular component: catalytic step 2 spliceosome. Gene Ontology annotation, molecular function: peptidyl-prolyl cis-trans isomerase activity.